AUGGGCGUCCCGCAUUCCCUACGGACAACAGCUACCGUAUACAUUCAGGUAGAUGACUCAGUACCAGUUGGUGAUCCGAUGGACGAUGCAGGUGGCUAUCUUGCUGACAGCCACAGCCAGUAUGGUUAUGGGAAACCUCCGGAGGAUGGAUCCGCAUUGAAUUUCUACAUUAUCAUUUCGAUUGUUUCCAUCUCCUUCAUGAUCUCUGCUAUCCUUAUCAGUGCGAUAUGCAUUGCUCUACGGAAGAGAAAACAGACUCCAAUCAGAUCCGUUUCACGAUCAUCUGAUAGUAACGGUGGAGUGAAUAUACCCAUGUCAGAUUACUAUGCAGCGGAGAAGUUAAACACGGGCAUAUCUCCGGAUGGAUCCCGAAGUGGUAGUUUGUGUGGUUCGUCCACCAAUCAAUCAGCUGUCAGUCCGAAACACGUGCAAACAAUGGCGACGGUGGCUGAAAUGAAACAACCCCCCAGUUCCGAAGACGGCACUGUGACUCCGGUCCUCGAUCCGAUUCUCAGCUAUGGACCACCACUUAUGCAAGUUGUCAACUUGCAACCAUGCAACCCUGCCGUUUCAACCGUGUCCGAUAUGAAGGCAUUACGGUUGAUGUGCUCGGAGCAUGGGACGGUAUCACGUUUGUUAGGCGGUCAGUAUGAUACAGGGCAAACAAAGCCGACAUCUUCGGAGGCCACGAUAAUUUUGUGUGCUUCGGACUAUGCCCCAAAUAUGUACCCGGUUAGUAUGCAGAAUCCGAUGCACAUGGAACACGGGAAAAUGGCUACGGAUGAUUUGCAUACAGCAAUUCAACAACCAGUGACUUUGAUAAACUACACUCAUCCGAUGGAAGUGCAACAUUUAUGCGUCCAUCCUCCUCAGGCGAACCGAAAUCCGAUGCUGAUUUUGGCGAUGGUGAUUUUGGAGUGUUGGCAGAUUGAUUGUUGGCACUUAUACUGA
Molecule: messenger RNA, 951 nt
Organism: Echinostoma caproni
Lineage: Eukaryota; Metazoa; Platyhelminthes; Trematoda; Plagiorchiida; Echinostomatidae
Source: the annotation of a GenBank genome assembly